Molecule: messenger RNA, 981 nt
Organism: Paramecium sonneborni
Lineage: Eukaryota; Ciliophora; Oligohymenophorea; Peniculida; Parameciidae
Source: the annotation of a GenBank genome assembly
AUGAAUAGAUCUCGUAGAAAAGAAUUAAUAUAGUUGGUUAAUAAGAAACGGAGUUUUCUUUCCCCAUCAAUAGGCAAAACAAUCACAAAUAAACCUUUCCGUAGAUAAAGUUGUAGAUGUUCUGAAUGUGGAUUAGUUGGACCCUUUCAAGAAAAAUAAAAUGCUUAACAUCCUCAAACUUAUAUAAGAGCACAUCAUUGUAAGAAAAGAAAACGAAGAAUGCAGAGGAGAAAAGGUACAUACAUCACUUCAUCGAGUUUAAAUGUUGGAUAAUCAGAAAACAACACAAUCAUUCUUACGAACUAACCCAAAUUAAGAAAGGCUAAAACAAUUUCAGUAACGAAAGAAUUACAGCAAACUAUUAGAAAAGGUAAGAGACUUCUAACCAAAGACGAUCAGCAAAUUAAAUAUGAAUUUUUCUAUAACAAUGAACUCAAGUUAUCGAAAGGCUUUUUAGAAAAUUCAUAAAAUUCUUAAAUCUAUGAGACUGCCUUGAUAUCCUUUGUCAAUUUCACUAAAUCUCCGAGCUUUAUACUCAAUAGUUAUAAAAAUAUUAUUAAUGAAUCAAAAGCAAGCUCAGAUGAUGAACAUAAUCAAAAAGACUUUAGAGAUAAAUAAUUAUAAUUGGCAUCUCCUAAGGUUAAUACAAAAAAUAAUUCUAUGCAUAGUCGAAAACUUACUGAGGGAAUGAUGCAUUCAAAUGUUAAUAAAACUGUAUAGUAGUUUGUUCAAUCUUGUACAACCAUAAGAGUGUUGAAUUCUCCAGUAAGAGUUUUGAAUUCUCCAGUAAGAGGUUUGAAUUCUCCAGUAAGAGUGUUGAAUUCUCCAAAACCUUCAAAACAAGUUAAAUUGCCAUCAAUUAAUUCUAAACAAGAAUAAAACAAAUUCUCUGUUUAUUUAUUAAGUUCUCCUCGAAAAGCAAUAAUGGAGUUGAAAAACUAAAUUUCUUCUUAAAAAAAAAUAAAAGUCUUAAGAAAAUGA